This is a messenger RNA of Capsella rubella, 1192 nucleotides long. RefSeq names its product strigolactone esterase D14. The transcript has 2 exons. NCBI's taxonomy places the organism in Eukaryota, Viridiplantae, Streptophyta, Magnoliopsida, Brassicales, Brassicaceae. The coding region runs from base 147 to 968 and encodes 273 amino acids. The record is from RefSeq and is a predicted model, not a curated record.
GAUGUACAAAAAAUGCGAGCCUAAUAAAAUCGGUGGUUGGAUGUCAAUUAAGAACCAUAAACCUAAUCCAUCUCUCUUCUCUCUUUAUAUAUACGCACACAACUUAUCAAAGCUCUUGUCCCAUCUAACAAAACUCUCUUGUAAGCAUGGUGGUUAAUCAGAAUAUAUCCGGCCUUGCAUCCGCUAUGAACGCCAAAAUCAUCGGUUCUGGCGAGAGAACAAUGAUCUUGGCACACGGUUUUGGAGGCGACCAGUCGGUUUGGGACAAGAUGAUACCGGUCUUGUCCCAAUCUUUCAAAAUCUUGGUCUUUGACUGGCUUUUCUCUGGAGCCGUUAAAGACCAAACUCUUUAUGACCCUUCAAAGUAUAACUCUUUAGAUGCUUUCUCAGAUGAUCUUAUUGCUCUUAUGGAGGAGUUGAAGUUUGGUCCGGUCGUUUUCGUAGGCCAUUCCAUGUCGGGUAUGAUCGGUUGUGCUGCUUCUAUUAAAAGGCCCGACUUGUUUACAAGUCUUCUUCUCGUUGGUGCUUCUCCCAGGUACAUAAACUGUGAGGACUACGAAGGAGGGUUUGAGUCAAAAGACAUCGACACAAUCAUCUCAAACAUUGGCUCCAACUACGAAGCAUGGGCGGUUGCUUUCUCAUCCAUCGUGGUCGACCCGAGAGAUUCUGACUCAGUCCAAAGGUUUGAGAAGUGCCUUAAGAAGAUGAAGCCCGAGACGGCUCUUGCCAUAGCUAAGAUAGUUUUUGGUAGCGACGAGAGAGAGCUCUUGGGACAAGUGUCAGUGCCUUGUCACGUCAUACAGACUGGAAACGACGUCGUGGUGCCUGUCUCCGUCGCGUACUUCAUGCAGGAGAAGAUUAAAGGGAACUCGACGGUGGAGAUCAUCGAAGACGCCAUCGGGCAUUUUCCACAGAUGACCUCGCAUUUGGAACUGCUUGGUGUCAUGAGGCGUCUCCUCGAGUUUUAAGAAUUAAAUUCAUAAGAGCUUCUUGUCUAUAUAUAUGAUCGUAUUACUAAGAUAAUGAAGUGUGUCCAUUAGUAGUAUAUGUUUUGUGUAAUAUGUAACGUGAGAAUGUGUGUGUUUUUAUUGAUAGCUUAAAGUAAUUUACUAAGCUUUCAAAAAUAUAUAUGGAGUUAAAAAGGGACCGUGUGCAAUUUAUCGGUUAUACUUAAUUGUGCAUCACUUUGGUU